AUGGCAGACAGUGGAGGCUGGAAGGAGAGUGAUCAGGACGACCACGCCACACCACGCCACGCCGGCCCCAGCAGCCCGGGACCUGUUCCAUGCUCCACGGCUGAGAUGAGUGAGGGUGUGACGUAUGCCGACCUGCGGUUCUCCAAGGUCCCCCCAGGACGGGGUGUGGCCCCCCGGGUGCAGAGGGCAGCCCCUGCAGCCCCGGGCGAGGCUGAUGACACCUACGAGAACCUCCAGCUGGGCCCCAUGGGCGAGGGGCCGGCCGGGCGCGGGGUCCAGCAAUGCGGAGAGCCCCGGCGGAGCGCCCGACCCCUGCCCCUGGUCCUGCUGGCAGCCUGCCUGGCCCUGCUGGUCACCACCAUCGCCCUGGGGGUCUGCUACUGGCAGCAGGGCCAGUGGCUGCAGCAGGUGUCCGCUGCCCACGCGGCCGAGCGCAAUGGCCUGUGGCAGCAGGCGGGUGCCCAGGAGCAGCGGCUGGGGCAGGCGGGUGCGGCGCUGGUGCAGGCGCAGGAGGAGCUGGCACGGACCCGAGCGGAGCUGAUGAGGGCCUGGCAGGAGGGGAACCACAGCCAGGAGGAGCUGCAGGAGACGAAGGCGGCGCUGGCGUGGGCGCAGGAGGAGGCUCAGGACCUGCGGCAGGAGUUGAACAAGACUGCCACAGCCCUGGCUGAUGUGCGGCCCUGCCAGGUCACAGACUGCUGCCCGGAGACCUGGGUGCUGCACCGUGGGAAGUGCCUGUUCCUCUCCAAGGAGAAGAAGACCUGGUUGGACAGCAAAGAGGCGUGUGCACAAGAGUCCUCCCGCCUCCUCAUUACCCGGGACUGGGACCACAGGACCAUGCCAAGCUUUUUUGCCCACUUGGAGACCUCGUACUGGAUCGGACUCAGGUGGAGAUGGGACCUAAGGACUGAGCCAGAACUGUGGCAGUGGGAGGAUGGCACCCCGUACUCGUUUGAGAGUGCAACAGGUCAUGGGUUAUUUGGAAUAAUAAAAAGGGGCAGCAUCGGGAGAGAAGGCUGGUACGACGACAGGCGCCCCUGGGUCUGCGAGAAGCCGGCUGGCCGCCCCCAGGGAGCCGCACAGGCCGACCCCAGGCUAUGACUGUGGGAGGGUCCCAUGAGGACAGGAGCGCGUGCCUGCAGUAUCGCAACACCAGGGACUCAUGUCCUCUUUUGCCCUCAUCCACUGGACCCUGCGCCCGCCGUGCGUGCGUCUGAGGCUGGCUCCGCCUGCCCCCCACCCUGCCUCUUGCCUUCAGCUCCAGUGGCUCCAGGGACCAGCUCCAACCUGCACCAGCGUGAUCCCCGCACAGUGCCACGGACUCGGCACUGCCUGCUCCCCAAACUGCCCGGCAGACAGGACCAGGCCAGGGCAUUAGGAGAUCCUAGACGCGUAGGACAUGAGGGCUGGAAGGGACCUCAGGAGUCAUCUAGUGCAGCCCCCUGCUCACAGCAGGACCAGCCCCAACCACAUCCUCCCAGCCAAGACAUUCCUGGAUGCUCCCAGGACCCCCGAGCUACACCGGAGCCCAGCUGCUGGACCCCCUAGGCAGGGCCCACAGGCAGAGCCCCAUUCCCCGAUCCAGGCUGUCCCUUUCCCCCGUGCCCAGCCAGGGCAGGAGGGGCCCCCGAGUCCAGCCAGGGGGUCCUGGCAGCCCCGGGUUGCUACCUCCAUGGUGCCAGGUACUGGCCCCCAGGAACUUGCGCAGACCAGGGGGACAGCCCCCCACCACAGGCCUGUUUGUGCCCCCCAUGUGUCCCAUCCCCAUGGAGCUUCGUACUGGGGACCUUCUUGUGCCCCGGGCACAGGGCAGGCAGGACGCAUCAUGGGAUAGGAAGGUUUACUGAACAUUGUAAAGAAGCCAGGAUAUAUUACUGCUCUUUGUGCUGCUCACCGUCAUGGGCAUAUUAUUAAACCCCAGCAAUUGCAUGCA
This is a messenger RNA of Alligator mississippiensis (American alligator), 1933 nucleotides long. RefSeq names its product B-cell differentiation antigen CD72-like. Gene Ontology annotation, molecular function: transmembrane signaling receptor activity. Bases 1 to 1101 code for a protein of 366 amino acids. Gene Ontology annotation, cellular component: plasma membrane. The record is from RefSeq and is a predicted model, not a curated record. The transcript is spliced from 8 exons. Lineage: Eukaryota; Metazoa; Chordata; Crocodylia; Alligatoridae.